Trichoderma asperellum CBS 433.97 is the source of this 870-nucleotide messenger RNA. The record is from RefSeq and is a predicted model, not a curated record. Lineage: Eukaryota; Fungi; Ascomycota; Sordariomycetes; Hypocreales; Hypocreaceae.
AGGGCACAAAAGUACGGGGUACUACUACCAAGUUUUCGUGCAGGACCGUUUGGCUUAGUCAACCCGCCGCGUCGUAUGUAGCUCUCUUUAGCUUUUUUAAUGCUGCCUACCUGCCGACAUGGGCCCCAGUACAGGCUUAGCAAAAGAGGAAAAAAUAGAUUAGAAAAAGAUAAACGACAAGAUAAAACGACAAAACCCUGGAAAGGAAAAACCGCCAACGCCACAACCGCAAAUAUACUUCCCCGAUCAAUGGACUACUCCGAGCUGGCACUAGAUAGUACCUGCAAAACGAGGCUUGUCGAAGCGGCCAUGCCCACUCGCCUCGUGGCCCAUAUAGCACAUGCACCUCUGAUGCUGGCACCCGUAGCAUCCCGCAUCGCCAUCUCGUCUUAUCGUGCGAAACUACCUAGUUGGUACUCGUAUAGCACCAAGCAUUGGACGCGCCAUGGUGAUCUGCCGGCCAGGAUGAAAUGGCCUGGCUCGACUCUGACUCGCUGCCGCGUCCAAACCCGGCAUGUCUCCCUGCCAUGUCCAAGAGGUAUGGGACUUGUCGGUAGUGCUUUGGUAGCCGGCGCAAAUAGCACUGACAUCAGUAGCGGCUCGGGAUCAGUUCACAACAACGCAUAAAGACCCAGAGAUGGAAUCAUGUUAGUGAGAUUGUCCAGACAGCGCAGUUAACAUCAUCGUGAUUGGACUUGAAAUUCAGCCGAUGCUGGAAAGCGGAGGUGCUGUUGGCCCAGCUUCAAUCUUAGCACAGAGCUCCCUACACCCUCGUAUAAUAUAUACCGUCUGCCAAUUAUCCUCGAGGCUAGUUGCUCAAGGCGCAGAUCCCUCCCCGUUCGCUGCCGUCAACAUCGUCUGAUCAGAGCA